GGUGGCGGUGUGGAGCGUCCCUCCUCUAAGCCAUUCCACAGAAGAAAAUCGCACUGUUAGCCUGUUAGCAGCUACGGCGGUUGCGUUCGUCCUGCCGUGCGCUACACAGUAAACAUGUUUCUGCAAACAGUGAGGCCGUGGUUGCUCCGGUGUCGGAGUUUACCCGUGGCCUGUUCCAGACCGUACUACGCCGAUAAGGUUGCUCGACUCGGCUCUGAGGCUGACAAACAGUCGUCUAUCUACCAGGAAAAUUAUGAACAAAUGCAAGUUCUUGUUGAUGAACUGAAGAGUCGAACAGAGAAGAUCAAACUGGGUGGAGGAGAAAAGGCCCGGAGACUUCACAUCUCACGAGGGAAACUCCUGCCAAGAGAGAGAAUAGACCGACUUCUGGACCCUGGGACACCUUUUUUGGAAUUCUCCCAGUUUGCAGCGUAUCAGUUGUACAAGAACGAGGAAGUCCCAGCAGGAGGAAUCAUCGCUGGGAUUGGGAGAGUUUCAGGGGUUGAAUGUGUUAUCGUUGCAAACGAUGCAACAGUCAAAGGGGGAGCGUAUUAUCCAAUGACGGUGAAGAAACACCUUCGUGCCCAGGAAAUAGCCCAGCAGAACCAUUUACCAUGUAUUUACUUGGUGGACUCUGGGGGCGCCAAUCUGCCCAGACAGGCAGAUGUCUUUCCAGACAGAGAUCAUUUUGGACGGAUCUUCUACAACCAGGCCAAGAUGUCUUCAGAGGGAAUCGCACAGAUAGCAGUGGUCAUGGGCUCCUGCACUGCUGGAGGAGCUUAUGUACCGGCCAUGGCAGAUGAGAGCAUCAUUGUUCGGAAACAAGGAACAAUUUUCCUCGGAGGACCUCCGCUGGUCAAAGCUGCCACUGGAGAGGUGGUUUCUGCCGAGGAUCUCGGUGGAGCUGAUCUCCAUUGCAAGAAGUCUGGUGUGACAGACCAUUACGCUUUAGAAGAUAAUCACGCUCUUCAUCUGGCCAGGAAGGCGGUCAGAAACCUCAACUACAGGAAGAACCUUGAAGUCACAACAGAGCCAGUUGAAGCCCCUCUCUUCCCCCCAGACGAACUCUACGGAAUAGUUGGAGCAAAUCUGAAACGUAACUUCGACAUCAAAGAGGUCAUCGCCAGAGUUGUGGACGGCAGCAGGUUCGACGAGUUCAAGGCGUUCUACGGUGACACGCUUGUUACAGGAUUUGCCAGAAUAUUUGGUUACCCUGUCGGAAUCAUUGGCAACAAUGGAGUCCUGUUUUCAGAAAGUGCCAAAAAGGGAACGCACUUCAUUGAAUUGUGCUGCCAGAGGAACAUUCCACUUAUUUUCCUACAGAACAUCACAGGAUUCAUGGUGGGCAGAGAGUACGAAGCAGGAGGCAUCGCCAAGGACGGAGCCAAGAUGGUGACCGCCGUGGCCUGUGCCAACGUUCCAAAGAUCACGGUCAUUAUCGGAGGAUCCUAUGGUGCAGGAAACUACGGCAUGUGUGGCCGAGCCUACAGCCCCCGGUUCCUGUACAUGUGGCCAAAUUCUCGAAUCUCUGUCAUGGGCGGUGAGCAGGCAGCCACGGUUUUAGCCACCAUCACCAAGGAUCAGAGGGCACGCGAGGGAAAGGAGUUCAGCGCCGAGCAGGAGGCUGCCAUGAAGGAACCAAUCAUACGGCGGUUUGAAGAGGAAGGCAGUCCAUACUACUCCAGUGCCAGACUGUGGGAUGAUGGAAUCAUCGAUCCAGCUGAUACUCGCCUGGUUUUGGGAUUGAGUCUCAGCGCAGCCUUGAACGCACCAACAAAGAAGACACAGUUCGGAGUAUUCCGGAUGUAACCUUAACACAGUAGCAGAUUUGUACUGUAUUAUUAGUAGUCUUUGUUUUUUGUUUAUUCCUGAUCGUGUUUAGUUAAAAAUGUUAUUGAGCAGAGUCAUCUCUAUCAGGAGAACCUCUGUGGUCCGUCUGUACGACGUCAGACGUUUCCGCGGUUGGUUUGUGCCUUAACUGUUACUACACCUGAGUACACGCAACAAGUAUUGAGGGUUUUCUCUUGUUUUUGUUUUUUGUUUGGGAUUAUGGUUAUUUUAAAUACUGUAAAUAAGAAAUAAAAAUGUGAAACAUGA
Messenger RNA from Cynoglossus semilaevis (tongue sole), 2097 nucleotides. RefSeq names its product methylcrotonyl-CoA carboxylase subunit 2 (gene mccc2). NCBI's taxonomy places the organism in Eukaryota, Metazoa, Chordata, Actinopteri, Pleuronectiformes, Cynoglossidae. The transcript is spliced from 17 exons. Gene Ontology annotation, cellular component: methylcrotonoyl-CoA carboxylase complex; mitochondrion. Gene Ontology annotation, biological process: L-leucine catabolic process. Gene Ontology annotation, molecular function: methylcrotonoyl-CoA carboxylase activity. The record is from RefSeq and is a predicted model, not a curated record. Bases 115 to 1809 code for a protein of 564 amino acids.